This is a messenger RNA of Globicephala melas (long-finned pilot whale), 6435 nucleotides long. RefSeq names its product formin 2 (gene FMN2). The record is from RefSeq and is a predicted model, not a curated record. Gene Ontology annotation, cellular component: cytoplasm; nucleus; endoplasmic reticulum membrane. Gene Ontology annotation, biological process: intracellular transport. NCBI's taxonomy places the organism in Eukaryota, Metazoa, Chordata, Mammalia, Artiodactyla, Delphinidae.
GUUCGGCCCCGCGCGGGCGGGCGCAGCCGCGGCGCGUUCUGCGAAGCGCGGCAGGUGCGUGGCCGGCCUCCCUCUUCUCAGCAGCUCGCUCGCCGCCUGAAUCCUCGGGAUCCCAGCGCGGCCGGGCCGAGGAGCUGGCAUGGCCUGAAUGCCCGCGGCGACGGCGGCGGCGGCGGCAGCAGCAUGGGGAACCAGGACGCGAAGCCGAAGAGGAGUGCGGGCGAUGCCCCGCACGGAGGCGGCGGCGGCGGCAGCGAGGACGCCGCCGGGCUCCGCGAGGCCGAGGGCACAAAGAAGGCGGGCGGGGGCAAGAAGGCGCCGGGCCGGCACGGCAAGGGGGGCGGCGGUGGGGAGCCGGGCAGGAAGAAGAGCCGGUCGGACCCCAGGGCCUCGGUCUUUUCCAACCUGCGCAUUCGGAAGACCCUGUCCAAGGGCAGAGGUGCUGGCGGCUCCCGUGAGGAUGUGCUGGACUCUCAGGCCCUGCAGGCCGGCGAGCUGGACAGCGCCCACUCCCUGGUCACCAAAAUCCCGGACCUCAGCCUCUCGGCCGACGAGACGGGCCUGUCCGAUACGGAGUGUGCCGACCCUUCCGAGGUGACGCGGCCCCGGGGCCCUGGCUCCGCCGGGGUCGGGAGCCCGGCGGUGGCCGAGGAUUCGGAGACUGCGGCGGGGGUGCAGGAUGGACAAAGGACUAGCUCGGGCUCAGACACAGACCUCUACAGCUUUCACUCGGCCGCGGAGCAGGAGGACUUACUCUCGGACAUCCAGCAGGCGAUCCGUCUCCAGCAGAUGCAGCAGCAGCAGCAGUCCCUGAGCCCCGAGUCGCCCCCGGCGUCGCCCCCCUCCGCUGCCCCCCCGCCCGGGGCCUUGCCGGGCCUGGACCGACCCCCGCCGGGCCCAGGCGCCGAGGCGGCGCCGUCCGCACGCCCCGACCGGCCCCCGGCUGCAGAACAGCCCGCGGCCGCCGCCUUGCCGUCUCCCGGGUCGGCUCCCGGGUCGGCUCCCGGGGAGCGAGGGGCCGCGGACACGGACGAGGAAGGCGAGGAGGACGCUUUCGAGGACGCGCCUAGAGGCUCUCCGGGGGCGGAGUGGGGCCCGGCGGCGGGAGAGGCCCCGCGCAGGCAGGGGGCGACGCGCGAGGAGGGCGCGCCGAGGCCCAGCGUCCCCGCGGCCGCCUCCCCGCCCUGCAGCCCGGCGCGCAGCCCGCGCUGCUCCCGGGCCCGCCCGCUCCUGGCGCCCUGCUACGUCAGGACCACCACCCGGCAGCUCAGCUCUCCCGGGCCCUCCCCGGCCCCGUCCCCCAGCCAGAGCCCCCGGGUCCAGAGACGGCCGGAGUCCUCCCUGGACCGGGGGUCCGGAGCCGCCGCGGCCCCCGCCGCCGCUGCCGCCGCCCCGGCCAGGAAACCCCGCGCGGGCCGCAGCCGCUCGGCCGAUUGGACCGCGGAGCUGGGCCGAGCGCCCGGGGCGGGGGUCUCGGCGCACCUGGCGCAGCGCGGGGCGGGCGGUCUUCAGGACGUGUUCGCAGGGCGAACUCUGCUGGAGAAGCUGUUCAACCAGCAGGAGAACGGGCCUCCAGAAGAAGCAGAGAAGUUCUGCUCGCGGAUCAUAGCCAUGGGUCUCCUUCUUCCUUUCGGUGACUGCUUCAGGGAGCCGUGUGGUCAGGAUGCCCAGUCCAGCUCAGCUCCGUUUGAUCAAGAUCAACUUUACACCUGGGCUGCAGUUAGUCAACCUACACACUCACUGGAUUAUAUAGAAGGGCAGUUUCCCAGGAGAGUCCCAGCUGCUUGGCCACCAUCUAAACCUCCUGAUGAAGAACACAGGCCCAAGGAUGCUGACACAGAGUCUCAAUCUGCUGUUUUAGAAACUCCGAAAAAAUAUUCAGAUGCUGCUCAGCAGGAAGUUUGUGACAUGAAAUCUGAGGGUCAGGCCACUGUCAUUCAGCAGCUGGAGCAGACCAUUGAGGAUCUGAGGACCAAAAUAGCUGAGCUAGAGAAGCAGUACCUGGCUGCAGACCUGGAGGCGGCCACCUCUGGAGACACGUGUCUGCGAGCUCUCAGUUUGGGAGAAAAGGAAGUAGGGCAUGAAAGGAUUUUACAGGCAAAGUCCAUCCAGACGUCCCCGACAGAGGAGGGUGGGACACUGACACAUCCUCUCAUGGGUGCCCUGCCUGAGGCCACGAGUGGAGACUCAGCCGGGCUGUCCUCACCUCCCGGACCUCAGAACAAGUUCUGCGCAGAGAUUUCUUUGGUUGUGUCUCCAAGGCGAAUAUCAGUUCAGCUCGAUGCACAUCCAUCCCUCCAGGCUCCACCACCCACGUCACCGCCCUGGUCUGACAGUCAAGGACAGGCGAGCUCACAGCCUUCCCAUCCUUAUUUUCACACGGAGUUUGAAACCAGCCACGAGCACUCUGCUUUUCCCUCCUCUGAAAACAGCCAUGACAUCCCUACUGCACUGCCUCUGUCUCCCAAGUUCUCCCACCAGAUGCCUGGUCUGGGCACCGUGGCUCCUCCACGGACCCCACCCCAUGUCGUGCCUGAGCCUGCACUUCCCAGCCCACCGUGCCCCUCACCUCCUCCUCCGCCUGGUCCAGAGAUGCUGCCACCCCCUCCCCUACCUUUGCCUGGUGAGGGAAUUCCUUCCGUCCCCCCUCUUCCCACAGUAGGAAUUCCGCCCGCCCCCACUCUUCCCACAGUGGGAAUUCCUCCUGCCCCCCCUCUUCCCAGUGUGGGAAUUCCUCCUGCCCCCCCUCUUCCCGGUGUGGGAAUUCCUCCCGCCCCCCCUCUUCCCGGUGAGGGAAUUCCUCCCGCCCCCCCUCUUCCCGGUGUGGGAAUUCCUCCCGCCCCCCCUCUUCCCGGUGUGGGAAUUCCUCCCGCCCCCCCUCUUCCCGGUGUGGGAAUUCCUCCCGCCCCCCCUCUUCCCGGUGUGGGAAUUCCUCCCGCCCCCCCUCUUCCCGGUGAGGGAAUUCCUCCCGCCCCCCCUCUUCCCGGUGAGGGAAUUCCUCCCGCCCCCCCUCUUCCCGGUGAGGGAAUUCCUCCCGCCCCCCCUCUUCCCGGUGUGGGAAUUCCUCCCGCCCCCCCUCUUCCCGGUGUGGGAAUUCCUCCCGCCCCCCCUCUUCCCGGUGUGGGAAUUCCUCCCGCCCCCCCUCUUCCCGGUGUGGGAAUUCCUCCCGCCCCCCCUCUUCCCGGUGUGGGAAUUCCUCCCGCCCCCCCUCUUCCUGGUGUGGGAAUUCCUCCCGCCCCCCCUCUUCCCAGAGUGGGAAUUCCUCCCGCCCCCCUUCUUCUCAGUGAAGGAAUUCCUCCCGCCCCCCCUCUUCCCAGUGUGGGAAUUCCUCCCGUGCCCCCUCUUCCCAGUGAAGGAAUUCCUCCUGCCCCCCCUCCUCCUUUGCCAGGUGUGAGGGUUCCACCUCCUCUAGCCCCACCCCCUCCUCUCCCUCCUGGAACAGGUGUCCCCCCACCCCCCCCACCCCCUCUGCUUCCUGGAUCCGGCCUUGCUCUCCCACCACAAGCUGGGAGUAGCACUUCACCAACACUGCAGGCGUGUGGAUUUCUUCCUCCACCGUUGCCAGCUGGCUUGUUUGGGUUCGGGUUGAACCAGGACAAAGGCAGCAGGAAGCAGCCAAUAGAACCUUGUCGGCCGAUGAAACCUCUGUAUUGGACGAGAAUUCAACUGCACAGUAAAAGAGACUCCAGUGCUUCACUUAUUUGGGAAAAAAUUGAAGAGCCAUCCAUAGAUUGUCAUGAAUUUGAGGAAUUAUUUUCUAAAACUACUGUAAAGGAAAGGAAGAAACCGAUUUCUGACACCAUCACAAAGACCAAGGCUAAACAAGUUGUCAAGUUACUAAGCAACAAAAGGUCACAAGCAGUUGGAAUAUUGAUGUCUAGCCUUCACUUAGAUAUGAAAGAUAUACAACAUGCUGUGGUGAACUUGGACAAUUCCGUGGUUGACCUGGAGACCCUUCAAGCUCUCUAUGAGAAUAGAGCACAGUCAGAUGAACUGGAAAAAAUUGAAAAACACGGCCGGUCCUCCAAAGACAAGGAAAACGCCAAGUCUCUGGACAAACCUGAGCAGUUCCUUUACGAACUGUCACUAAUCCCCAACUUUUCAGAGCGAGUCUUUUGCAUCCUGUUUCAGUCCACAUUUUCAGAAAGCAUUUGCUCAAUUCGGCGCAAACUGGAGCUGCUACAGAAGUUGUGUGAGACAUUAAAAAAUGGCUCAGGGGUCAUGCAAGUUUUGGGUUUGGUUCUUGCCUUUGGCAACUACAUGAAUGGUGGAAAUAAGACUCGGGGACAGGCAGAUGGUUUCGGGUUAGACAUCCUCCCAAAGCUGAAAGACGUCAAAAGCAGUGACAAUAGCAGAAGCCUUUUGUCAUAUAUCGUUUCCUACUAUCUUCGCAAUUUUGAUGAGGAUGCUGGGAAGGAACAGUGUGUGUUUCCACUGCCCGAGCCCCAGGACCUCUUUCAGGCCUCGCAGAUGAAGUUUGAAGACUUUCAAAAAGACCUCAGAAAACUCAAGAAAGACCUGAGAGCCUGUGAGGUUGAAGCGGGGAAAGUGUACCAGGUGUCCUCAAAAGAGCACAUCCAGCCAUUCAAAGAAAACAUGGAACAAUUUAUUUUUCAAGCUAAAAUUGACCAAGAAGCGGAGGAGAACUCACUGACAGAGACUCAUAAAUGCUUUUUGGAGACUACAGCCUAUUUCUUCAUGAGACCAAAAAUUGGAGAGAAGGAAGUGUCCCCAAAUGUUUUCUUCAGUAUCUGGCAUGAAUUCAGCUCCGACUUUAAAGACUUUUGGAAGAAAGAAAACAAACUUAUUCUACAAGAGAGAGUAAAAGAAGCUGAAGAGGUAUGUAGGCAGAAAAAGGGAAAAUCACUUUAUAAAAUAAAACCAAGACAUGACUCUGGAAUUAAAGCGAAAAUAAGCAUGAAAACCUGAACAAAGAAAAGCAGAAAGAAAAUGAGUCCCUGCAGCCACUUCCACAGAAUUCAGCCGACCUAGGGCAGGAAGGAAACUCAUCAUUUUGAUCACUUUUCUUCUUGGCCUCUUGCAUAAUCUUUGUGUUUUCCAGACAGUUCACUGAUUGUUGAAUUCUACUGUAUAUUAAAAAAAAAAAGAAAGGAAAAAAAGCAAAAGCAGUAGGCCAGUGGAGAAUGUGACACCUUUUCUUUUUGUAAAAGUUUAUGGUAUUUUACCGAUAGACCAAAACAGCAUGUGUAAGAGGCAGUAUCUGCAUUAAUUCUGAACAUGCUAAACAGUAACCUUCAAUUUAAUGAUGUGCAAAUAGCCCUGUCACAGUGAAACACGUUCCGUUCUACUGACGACCAGUACUCCACAUCACUGCAUUUAGAGUUAUGGUUAAAAUGUUAUUUCUAGUGAAUUGUUUGUAUCAGUUUCACGUCUACAUAUAAAUUUUCUAUUUUGAAAUUGAAGUACCAUUUAUAUAUGUCAUAGUCAAGGCUUUCCCAGCUCUUGGGUUGGUCUCUGUAACUAUAUAUUUGUGAAAGAAGAUUUUCAUUUUUUUUUACUCAUCAGAUAAUGAAUAGAAAAGAAUAUAGCAAAAGGAAAACCCUUCCUAUAAAUCAUUUAAAAUAGGCAGGAAUCAGAAAUGAGGGUGUUUAUCAACUAUGUCCUUCGGGACCUUACAUAAAGCCAAUCUGCAGCAAAGGUCAAUUAAACCAAAGCUGUGCCUCUCUGUACUUUUACCAUUGCCCUUCACAAAGAAAAUGACACAAUUUUAAGGAAUUUAAAUAAAUGAUGCUCAUAAAAUUGCCAAACAUGACUAACUGGUGGCAAAAAAAGAGUAACUUUUAGAUGGAUUGGCAUCUACCUAGAACUUGUUACUUAAACCCAGCUGCCUGAGUAUUGUGACCUGAUUGGGGUUGUCUUUAUGUGUUAUGGCAGUUGAUUAAAAACUAUGAAAUGAGUAUGCAAGGAUUUAUGAUCUAAAGGCACCUAGGAAAAGAUUUUAUUUUAGAUUGAGAGGAAAAAAGUAAAUCUUCCACUCUCUAUGAAAGUAUUUUAAAAUCAGCUCCUGAUGCGUUGUGAUGGUUUUGUCUAACAUUAAUAGAUAUUUUAAAAAAUUCUUUUAAUGAUAUGUUUUGGGGUACAGCUGUGAAUAAAGGGGAGAAUGUGUUGCUAAUGUAAACCAAUCAUGGAAUCAACUUAAAAAGAAACUCUGAAUCAUAACUAUGUUUGUAUUUAUGUAGAGUACGGUCCUUAGCUUUCAGUCUGUAGUCGACAUGCACAGACACAGUAGUGGCUAUCGGGUUGCUGUUCUGCUGUUCUCCUAUCUCCUUCGGCCCCUCCAUGUGUACAUGACUUUCUUCAAUGAUAUAAUAGGGCAUUUAACAGAGAUCGCUAUGUGCAAUACUGUAUUUAGUGUUUCUAUUUUAAUUUUUCUAGGAUGUUAAUUUAUAUGAAAAUAAAAUGAAUAAUAAAAGA